AUGGCCGACGCCCGGCCCGUCGUCGAGGACCAUCCGCUGCUGCCGCGGGCCGAGGAGUACAAGAAGGACGGCCUGUUGAAGCCGCGCGUCAACGCGGGCUUCCUGCUGCGCGUCGUCGUCUUCCCGGCCCUCGGCGGUUUACUGUACGGCUUCGACAUUGGGGCGACGUCCUACUGCGUGUCGGAGCUCGAGCGCAGCAGCGGCGGCGUGAGCUGGGGCCGCGCCGUCGGCCGGUCCGCGCUGCUGCGCGGCCUCGUCGCGUCGGCGAGCGUCCUGGGAGCGUUCUGCGCGUCGUUCCUCGUCUUCGCGAUGGCGGAGCGCAUCGGGCGGCGCGGCGAGAUGGUCCGCGGCGCGGCCUGCUUCGGCGUGGGCACGGUCUUCACGUUUCUGAGCGCGGAGCUCGACGACGCGCGCGCGGGCAUCACCUGCUUCUUGCUGGGGCGGGCGAUCUACGGGUGCGGCUGCGCUUUAGCAACGCACGCGGCGCCGGCGUACAUCGCGGAGAUGGCGCCCGCGUGCUACCGCGGCGCCUGCGUGUCGAGCAAGGAGGCUUUGAUCGUCGUCGGCAUGCUCUUCGGGUACGCCGCGGGCUACGCGACGCGGGACCGGCCCCUGGGCUGGCGCGAGGCCUACGCCGUCGCGUUGCCCAUUUCUUGCGUCUACCUCGCGGGCGUCUUGGGGCUCCCGCGGUCCGGCCGCUGGCUCGCGCUCCGGGGCAAACGCAAAGAGGCCGCGCGGGCCUACGGGCUGCUCUACGAGCGGCGCGAGGACGCGGGCCGCGUCCUCGGCGACAUUUUGGCGGACAUCGCCGCCGAGGGCCGCGGCGACGACGGCCGAUCCGGCGCCCGAGGCGACGAGCCGGGGGCGCCGGACCUGUCGCUGACGGAGGCGUACCGGCGGUCGCCGGCGACGGCGAACGCGCUCCGGGCGGCGCUCGGCGUCGUGCUGCUGCAGCAGGUCACGGGGCAGCCGUCCGUGCUCUACUACUCGUCGACGAUCAUGGAGGCCGCGGGCGCGCAGGCCUGGGCGCCCCUCGCCGUCGCCUUCGUCAAGCUCGUCGCGACGGUCUACUCCUGCGCGACCGUCGAGAGGCACGGCCGGCGGAAGCUGCUCGGCGUGGGCAUCUCCGUGAUGACGACGUCGCUGGUGGUGUUGUCGCUGGCGUUCGCGCUCUCGUCCACGACGUCGAGCGCCAGCCUCGUGGCCAUGUUCGGCUUCGUCUCCGGGUACCAGAUCGGCUUCGGCCCCAUCGCGUGGCUGCUCCUGAGCGAGCUCUUCGGGAACACGAUCCGGGGCAAGGCGUUGGCGUUCGGCGUCCAGCUCAACUUCGGCGCGAAUCUCGCGGUGUCGCUCGCGUUCCCCUCGCUGCUGUCGGCGUGCGGGGGCACGGCGACCUUCGUCAUCUUCGCGCUGCUGAGCGCCUACGCGGCCUACUUCGUGCGCACCUACGUGCCGGAGACGCGGGGCCUGACGCUCGAGCAGAUCCAGAAGCUUUUGGAGUCGUCGAGCCUCGUCUGGGGGGACGACAUGGAGUCGCCGCUCGACAUCGACGAGAUCGACCGGCUCCACGAGAGCGGCCUCUUCGACCCGCCCAUCGCCGAGGCGUCCGUCGUCGCGCGGCCGACCGCGCGCGGCGACGCCGCCGCGCGGGACCGGGAGGUCUUCGGCGACGGCCUCAUGACGGAGACGGCCAUCGCCGAGGACGUCGACGAGAACGGCGGGCCCGCGCUCCUCCGGCGCCACGCGUAA
Molecule: messenger RNA, 1749 nt
Organism: Aureococcus anophagefferens
Lineage: Eukaryota; Pelagophyceae; Pelagomonadales; Pelagomonadaceae
Gene: SOC6
Exons: 2
Coding region: 1-1749 (582 amino acids)
Biological process (GO): transmembrane transport
Cellular component (GO): membrane
Molecular function (GO): transmembrane transporter activity
Source: RefSeq, a predicted model, not a curated record